Epithele typhae is the source of this 423-nucleotide messenger RNA. RefSeq names its product Conidiation protein 6-domain-containing protein. The record is from RefSeq and is a predicted model, not a curated record. Gene Ontology annotation, cellular component: cytoplasm. NCBI's taxonomy places the organism in Eukaryota, Fungi, Basidiomycota, Agaricomycetes, Polyporales, Epitheliaceae. Bases 1 to 423 code for a protein of 140 amino acids. The transcript is spliced from 4 exons.
AUGUCCGGACACGAUCAGACCCGUGUUGCCGCCGGCCUCAAAGCUGCCAUCCAUAACCCCAACGUCUCUGAGGAGGCCAAAGAGCGCGCGCAGGAACGUCUUGAGACGAUGGGCGCCGCCCAUGUCCACCCAUCGUCUCACCCCGUCGGCACCGUCGACACCACCGGCCACGAGGCCAACCGCGUCAUCGGUGGAUACAAGGCCGCCCUUCACAACCCGCACACGAGUGAGGAGGCCAAGCGCCACGCCAAGGAGAUCCUCGAGGCGGAUGGCUACACCGUCGAGACCCCCGAGGGCGUGUCGGAGACGGAACACCAGAUGCGCGUGAAUGCGGGUUACAAGGCCGCGCUGCACAACCCGAAUGUGUCAGAGCAGGCAAAGGUUCACGCGCGCGAAUACCUACGUGAACACAACGCGCUCUGA